Messenger RNA from Mangifera indica (mango), 2425 nucleotides. Its product is annotated as calmodulin-binding receptor-like cytoplasmic kinase 3. The coding region runs from base 536 to 2095 and encodes 519 amino acids. Gene Ontology annotation, molecular function: protein kinase activity; ATP binding. The transcript has 8 exons. Gene Ontology annotation, biological process: protein phosphorylation. Lineage: Eukaryota; Viridiplantae; Streptophyta; Magnoliopsida; Sapindales; Anacardiaceae. The record is from RefSeq and is a predicted model, not a curated record.
UAUUCGGCCAUCUCAUCUGUUUACAUCAUCAAACCCCCACUGCUAGCUUUGCUUCAUCAAAAUAUCCCCUUUCUUACUCCUAUUUUGAUUCCUGAAUUACUCUCGGCAUUUCUUUACUAUUUUUUUGUCUCUCUUUCCUUGUCUAGCUUCCAGUUUGGAGAACUUGGUUUCAAGCCUCGUGGAAUUUUGUAGGUGAUUGCUGGAGAUUUGACUGAAUUAUUUUGGAAGUCAAUCCGAUUUUCAUUUAUUGAAUCAAUUUGGUAACUGUGCCUUGAAUGAUUAGGAUUUUAUCGUAAUUGUGAGACACGGAACUUGCCUUUCUGUAAUUGUAUUUGGGCUCUUGAACUCAGAAAUCAGUGGUCUUUGAAGUUUGGGAACGGGAUUUACUGCUGUUGUCUUUUUGGUGGCUUGUUUUAUUCAAUACUGAUCGAGGUUCAUAAGCUUCUGGAAUUGCAGUUCUGUUUUGGAUUCUAAAUUCCCUUAGGCGUUAAUCGCACCAUAUAGAGAUGCUUAGAUUAUCUGUUGAAUUAAAAAGAUGGAGAUGGGGCAGAUUAUUUUGUUGAGAAUGGCGGGUGCUUUGUUUAGUCUGUUGCUGUUUAUGCAGUUGCUAGAAAUCUUUUCCUCUGGAUUUGCUACACGGUCAAAGGAUUGCGGCGCUGGUCUCAUAGCAUAUUCAAAUUUUAAUGAUGUUGAAUUAUUUUAUAUAAAUGGAAAUCUAGUGGACAAAACUUCGUUUUGUAAGGCUCUCCAGUUUCACUAUGCAAGUCAUUGUGUCUUCGAAGGAUUCUUUGGAAGUGAUUACUGUGGGCUGGACCUUUCUGCAGCUGAGUUGCCUUACAAGUCUAGAAGAAAAAUUUUGCAAAAGGACAAGAGAGAACCCAUGAAGCAUGGUGAACAACCCAGUCUUCCAGCAGAACGCAAGAGUAAGCCCAAAUCUGUUUCAACCCCCCAAAAAGUUGGUAUAGCGGUAGCUGGAAUUUUUUUAGUCUGUUUUGCUGUGAUCUGUCCCUGCCUCUUUAGAAGAAAUAAAGCCACUGCACAUACCGUUCUCUCCAAGGACCUGAAUUCAGAAGAUUUUGUGUCCUCUGAAAUGAUUUCAGCUCCUGAAAAGAUUCCUCCAAGCCCACUUAGGGUACCCCCAAGUCCUUCCAGAUUCACCAUGUCUCCAAAACUCAGUAGAAUUGGAUCAAUACAUCUCAAUAUGAGUCAGGUUAUCAAAGCUACAUGCAAUUUCUCACCAUCUCUACAAAUUGGUGAAGGUGGUUUUGGAACCGUCUUCAAAGCCAAGCUAGAAGAUGGCCAGGUGGUUGCCAUAAAACGAGCAAAGAAGGAACAUUUUGACAAGUUGCGAACUGAAUUCAGUAGUGAAGGUGGACUGCUAGCCAAAAUUGAUCACCGGAAUCUGGUGAAAUUACUUGGUUUUCUUGACAAAGAAAAUGAGCGUCUUAUCAUAACAGAGUUUGUACCAAAUGGUACUCUUAGGGAACACUUGGAUGGUCAGCAUGGAAAAAUCCUUGACUUCAAUCAGCGGCUUGAGAUAGCCAUUGAUGUUGCUCAUGGUCUAACAUAUCUCCAUGUGUAUGCAGAGAAACAAGUAAUACACCGAGAUGUGAAGUCAUCCAACAUUCUGCUGACAGAGAGCAUGAGAGCAAAAGUGGCUGAUUUUGGGUUUGCCAGACUCGGUCCAAUGGAUUCUGAUCAAACACACAUUUCAACCAAAGUGAGAGGGACAGUUGGCUACCUUGAUCCAGAGUAUAUGAAGACCUAUCAGCUCACCCCCAAGAGUGAUGUAUAUUCAUUUGGAAUUUUACUUCUUGAAAUUCUGACAGGCCGUCGUCCUGUGGAGUUGAAGAAGCCAGUUGAUGAGCGGGUGACUGUUAGAUGGGCCUUCAAGAAGUUCAAUGAAGGAACCGUAUUUGACAUGGUGGAUCCUUUGAUGAAUGAAGUAGUAGAUGAAGAGAUUCUCCAGAAAAUGUUUGGUUUGGCAAUUCAGUGUGCAGCACCGAUACGAAACGAUCGACCAGACAUGAAAUUGGCGGGAGAGCGAUUGUGGGCAAUAAGAGCAGACUAUCUAAAGAGUGCAAAGAAAGGGUAACAUAUCAAACUUGAGACUGGUGUUUUGUCUAUUUAAUUUAAAGAGUUUGUCAGUAGCUUAUCUUGGAGAAUUGAAAUUGGCCUCUAGCAAAGCUUUUCCACUUUUUUCCUAACCUUUUUCAUUCAUAGAAAUGUGUCAACAUAUUUGGUGUUCUUCAAAUGAUUGCAGAUAAUUAUCUACUUGUAAGGUUUCCUGGUUUUGGCUUUUGUCUGGGUUCAUCUCAUUUCUUGUUUAUGAGAAUGAUUAUCUUAUGAAAUGUAGCCCUUCAAAGUGACAUUUUUGACAAAUUGAUUAUUGAUGUUUCAUAUUAUAAGAACGAUAUUUGUUUCA